This is a messenger RNA of Pistacia vera, 1648 nucleotides long. RefSeq lists its product as uncharacterized. The record is from RefSeq and is a predicted model, not a curated record. The transcript has 3 exons. Bases 462 to 1523 code for a protein of 353 amino acids. NCBI's taxonomy places the organism in Eukaryota, Viridiplantae, Streptophyta, Magnoliopsida, Sapindales, Anacardiaceae.
CAAUACAGGAUCAAUACCAAUAUUUACAAGCAAGAUAAUUGAAUGUAAAUGAUCAUUUUAAGUACUGAUAGGAACAUGAUUCUAUUUGUAAUUGGCUCCAUAAUCCUUGAAAUAUAAACCAGUUGCUGGACCCGAUAAUUUGAUUUUUAAUUUUAAGCAUAUGCUUUAGAAUAAUUAUAUGAAACAUUUUUCAUAGUUGAUGAGGCAGGAUACUGAUGUCGUCACUUGUGGGCAUUUCUCUCAUUGUCGUGACGCUUUUAAUUUAUUUAUUACCUUAAUUUGAGUCCAAUUCAACAGCAGCUAAGUGUAUGCGCGACAUACGCUGGUCUUCAUAUUGCAGCUAAAUUUGUUUCUUCUCCUUGCUUGCUCUUCUUUCUAUCUUCUUCUUUACCAAAAAAUUUAAGCAUAUAGAAGGCCACUUCAGUCUCUUCUUGUUCCAGUUCAAUAACCUGUUGGGAAGCAUGGCAGAAAAGGUUAUUCUGCAUGGAGAAUCUAAGGAUAUGAUUGAAGGUGAACUCCAAGAAUCGACUUCAGCUUCUCAACCUAGAUCGCCCAAUCAAACUAGCAGACCUAGCAGUAUGAUCAUUAAGAAGGCGCAUACGCUGAUUCCUGCUCACUUAAUAGCUGAAGCCAUUUCAACUCUGCCUGGCCUUGACCUGAGGUGGUCUGGCCCGAUAACGCCCACUGAAAUGCAAUAUGUAGAGCAGUAUAUUUUUGCAAAGUAUCCACAGUAUUGUAAUGGUGUUGUAGAGCAACAAGAAAAGCUCGAUCUUGAAAGUCUCAGUAUCAAUGAAGAAUCAUCAGAAACCGGCCCUGAUGAGAAACGCAAGUCCCCUAAAAGCAACUCAUCAUCUCCAUCCUUUACCGGUAACCUCUAUGAUAUCGACAGAACCCAACUUGAGCCCUCAAGACUCCUGGAUAUCCUCUCCAAGAAAAAUUCCUUUCAGGGAAACUUCGUUUCAAUCCCAGAAAUUCAAGCGCGAAACCGGGCUUUGAAACAUUGCGGACUUAAUGAAGAUGAGUACUUGGUUCUUUUUAUGCAAAGCUACAAAGAAGCCAUGUUGAUGAUUGGUGAGAGCUACCCUUUCUUUAGAGGGAACUAUUAUUUGACAAUUCUCUCAGAAGACUCUGAUUUUAUAAAGGGAUUUGCGAGCCAGAAAGAAUCAAAAGUUAUUUCAGCGCCGGAGACAUGGUUAGAUUUGAGAAUUAAAGGGUCACAACUUAGUCAAAAUUUUAGAAGGAAAUGCAAGUACACCCCAAAGGGGCUUUUCUCAUAUCCAACGGUUGUGAAUGGGACGAGAUACUCCAUGCACUGGAUCUCUGAGGCUCACAGGAACUCGUGGCAUGUUCUUCUUGAUGCAACGGGGUUAGAUUUUGGUGAGGAUCGACUGGCACUUGCACUUCAUCGACCUGAUUUUGUGCUGUGUACACUUGAUAAUACACAUGCUCAGGGUCAGCCAUUGAAGAUUACCUCCCUCUUGGUUAGGAGAAAAUCAUUUGAAAAUGCAUCAGCUUCAGCCUAGCUUCAUCCAUCUCUAUAAAAUUCUUGAGAUUUGAGAAGGCGGCAUAGCUUGUAAUAAGGUGUAUAUAUAUAUAUAUAUACACGUUGUAAUUUUCUUUUGUUCUAAGGAAGCAUGAUUUCUUUAUU